Tinamus guttatus (white-throated tinamou) is the source of this 1648-nucleotide messenger RNA. Lineage: Eukaryota; Metazoa; Chordata; Aves; Tinamiformes; Tinamidae. The record is from RefSeq and is a predicted model, not a curated record.
UGUAGCUGGAGUCGAGAUGGUCACAAACUGGUGAGUGCUUCAACCGACAACAUUGUGUCGCAGUGGGACGUUCUCUCUGGAGACUGUGACCAGAGGUUUCGAUUCCCUUCGCCUAUCUUGAAAGUUCAAUAUCACCCUCGAGACCAAAACAGGGUUUUGGUUUGUCCCAUGAAGUCUGCGCCAGUGAUGCUGACACUCUCUGACUCCAAACAUGUUGUUCUGCCUGUGGAUGAUGAUUCGGAUCUCAAUGUCGUGGCCUCCUUUGACAGACGAGGGGAAUACAUUUACACAGGCAACGCCAAGGGGAAGAUCUUGGUCUUAAAAACAGAUACUCAGGAUCUUGUUGCUUCCUUCAGAGUGACAACUGGAACCAGCAACACCACAGCUAUUAAAUCAAUUGAAUUUGCUCGGAAAGGAAGCUGCUUUUUAAUAAACACAGCUGACCGGAUAAUCAGAGUGUACGACGGGCGUGAGAUUCUGACCUGUGGACGGGAUGGGGAGCCUGAGCCAAUGCAGAAGCUACAGGAUUUAGUUAAUCGGACGCCGUGGAAGAAGUGCUGUUUCUCUGGGGAUGGUGAAUAUAUAGUGGCAGGUUCAGCACGACAGCAUGCCCUGUACAUUUGGGAAAAAAGUAUUGGGAACCUAGUGAAAAUCCUGCAUGGGACCAGAGGAGAACUGCUUUUGGAUGUAGCAUGGCAUCCUGUCCGACCCAUCAUAGCAUCGAUUUCCAGCGGUGUUGUGUCAAUAUGGGCUCAGAAUCAAGUGGAAAACUGGAGUGCCUUUGCACCUGACUUCAAAGAGCUGGAUGAAAAUGUGGAGUAUGAGGAAAGGGAAUCAGAGUUUGACAUUGAAGAUGAAGAUAAGAGCGAACCAGAACAGACAGGUGCUGAUGCUGCAGAAGAUGAAGAAGUGGAUGUAACUAGUGUGGAUCCCAUUGCUGCCUUCUGUAGCAGUGAUGAAGAACUGGAGGACUCAAAGGCUUUGCUUUACUUGCCCAUUGCUCCUGAAGUGGAAGACCCUGAAGAAAACCCUUAUGGUCCUCCACCUGAUGCUGUUCAGAGUUCUUUAACUGACGAGGGAAUAGGUUCUGAGAAGAAGAGACAAUGCUCCUCUGAUGGCCCUCAGGCACCAAAGAAGAAGCCCAAAACCACCAACAUUGAACUCCAAGGAGUACCUAAUGAUGAAGUCCAUCCGCUGCUGGGUGUGAAGGGAGAUGGUAAAUCCAAGAAGAAGCAAGCAGGCAGGCCUAAAGGAUCAAAAGGUAAAGACAAAGAUUCUCCAUUUAAACCGAAACUCUACAAAGGGGACAGAGGUGCUUUACCUCUGGAAGGAGCAGCGAAGGGUAAAGUGCAGGCGGAGCUGGGACAGCCGUUGGCAGCAGGUGGUGCAAUCUCAGAACUGUUAUGAAGAUGCUCUUCUUUAGCCUCCUAUGCCCUUUCCUAUAUUGGCACCAUAAUGUGGAAAAUACAUGGAAAUGCUCAGUCAGAAUGGACUGAUUUUAAUACAGCAGCCUGAUUGUUCAUGGAUUCAGGGAGUGACUUUUAUAAGAAAUGAAUUAUAGAAGAGGAAACGGCCUUCAUUCCUCCUUAACUGCCUCUACAUGCGACAAUGUAAGAUGCUGACUCUCAGGUUGUGCUAUUUGCAAAGU